This is a messenger RNA of Bipolaris victoriae FI3, 1140 nucleotides long. RefSeq lists its product as hypothetical. The transcript is spliced from 2 exons. NCBI's taxonomy places the organism in Eukaryota, Fungi, Ascomycota, Dothideomycetes, Pleosporales, Pleosporaceae. The annotation marks the transcript as partial. The record is from RefSeq and is a predicted model, not a curated record.
AAUGCAGAUGUAGGGGCUGAUCUGGAUUACUUACCAGCGCUUCAAAGCCCUAGGAUUACUUCUGGAGCUAUACCAUAUGGCUGGCGAGGAAAACUAAGCAGGAUAAUUCGUCUCCCAAAGAUUGAUCUCGACAAUAAGAUCCACCCUCUUUUCCAGAGCAGAAGAUGGCCAGACCUCAAACGAGAAGACUACACCCUACUACUUCCCGCCCUCCGAAUCGCCACAAAAUUGAUGACCGAGCCCGCAAUUCUAAAAUGGUGGAAGCACACUCUAUUCGGUCGAGUGGAAGUCGACAAAUUCCGCAGACGCUACUUAGCAAACACGCCCUACGAAAGCAGCGACGAUGCAGACAGCGAGCUACACGUCUUCUUCACCAAAAAACUGCCUUACGUAUUAGAAAUCGGAUUCGAAAACCUCGACAAAAGCAUGGCACGCAUAGAUGGCUGCGCAUUCGGCAGCACCGCAGCGUACAUACGAUUCCGCCACAGCCUCAUACUGGCGGCUGCAUACCCCUUCUUCGACACUCCACGCAUCAUCCUGCACACCCAGUAUUUGUUCAGUCUCAAGUACCUCUUGAGCCACGGCGGCUCCGCUCACGAACUAAAAACGCUAUAUCUACAACUCGCAAUCACGCUAUGUCAUGAACUCGCGCACAUCGUGUGGCAAUACCGUCUUAGCAGGGAAGUCAAGCCUUGGGCCCCCGAAACCGAUUCCAUCGAGCCCCUCCACCAAGCCUCAGAGCACCUUGCCGAACUAGGUCAUUCCUGGGAACUCUACGUCUUCGGCGGCAGCAUCUGGACCCUAGAUCGCCCGGGCUUCUUCACCACAUUCUACAAACCACACAAUCUCGGCGCUGCAGCAUUGUCGUUUUCGAAAAUGUGCGUCGUGGUGCCGUACUGGUGGGUUGACAUGUGGUCGUCGACAGGAAUAUGGGAUCAUUUUGAAGACUUGUAUAGGCAGGGCGAGUUGCGCCUGCCUGGUAUGUGGGAGAGCGGGUAUGCUUUGUGCCAGGAGAAAACGGACAAGGGGACAGCGUCGGGUUGGACGCUGUAUAAGCGGAAUGUAGCUUUGAUGGACGUGUGCCGGAAGCCGGAGUUGAGUGUAUUUCAUCUUUGGCAUACGGUUAGGCCCAUGGUUCAG